AUGGCACCCACCGAGGAAUCCAUCCUGAGCAAGUUCCUGCUGUCCCCGGCUCCAUUGCCGACAGUGCUCUCUCUCCAAAAAUUCACAGAACUCUUCCCCAAACGUCUCCGGGGCCAUCCGCACAUCCGGACCCUGUACCGGGAACUACAGCAAGUGCGUGAACAUGAUCUGGACCGGGUGAACGAGAACAUCGACCACGAGCUCCAGCAAGGGGAGCGGCAAAAGGCCGAGCUACGCAAAGCCAUGCUUGCCGAAGGCGUGGAGGCCGCUAAUGCGGACGAGCAGCGUGAGAUCGAUAUGGAUAUUCAACUCUUUGGCCAGAAUUCAAGUGAUCAAGAACGGUUUCAUUCCACUGCGAGUCUUCUAGAUGAGAUGGAGGCGGCCUGUGCCAACAUUGAGCGUGAGAUUGCCGAUGUGGACGGCGAGGCUGCGGGCCUUUUGACGGAGUUACAGACGACUGUUGGGAAUAUGAGUGAUCUGCGCUAUGGCAAGCUGCAAGGGCUGGCUGGUAUGGAGAGCAAUAUUGGCGAGGAGGCGAUUCGGGGGCUGGAGCAUUUGGAGGAUGCUUGUUACCGAGGGAUGGCGGGGACAAGCAAGUAA
This is a messenger RNA of Penicillium argentinense, 600 nucleotides long. RefSeq names its product Cnl2/NKP2 family protein. Lineage: Eukaryota; Fungi; Ascomycota; Eurotiomycetes; Eurotiales; Aspergillaceae. The transcript has a single exon. Gene Ontology annotation, cellular component: kinetochore; Mis6-Sim4 complex. Gene Ontology annotation, biological process: chromosome segregation. Bases 1 to 600 code for a protein of 199 amino acids. The record is from RefSeq and is a predicted model, not a curated record.